Schizophyllum commune H4-8 is the source of this 801-nucleotide messenger RNA. RefSeq lists its product as uncharacterized. The transcript is spliced from 2 exons. Gene Ontology annotation, molecular function: membrane insertase activity. Gene Ontology annotation, cellular component: mitochondrial inner membrane. The coding region runs from base 1 to 801 and encodes 266 amino acids. Lineage: Eukaryota; Fungi; Basidiomycota; Agaricomycetes; Agaricales; Schizophyllaceae. Gene Ontology annotation, biological process: mitochondrial respiratory chain complex IV assembly; protein insertion into mitochondrial inner membrane from matrix. The record is from RefSeq and is a predicted model, not a curated record.
AUGCACAAGAAGCGGCAGGCCGAGCUCGUAUGUCUCCUCCAUCCUGCCUUUCCCUUCCCCUUCCCCACUCACCCUCCCCUCCCCCAGCUCAACAGCUACCGCAAAGAGCUCCUCAAAAAGCACAACGCCAGCUCCCUCCGCCAACUCAUCCUCCCCAACAUCGUCCAGGUGCCCAUCUUCCUCGGCCUCACGCUCCUCACCUACCGCCUCUGCACCGAGCCCACGCCGCUCGAGAUGGAGUCCUUCUUGUGGAUCGACUCCCUCGUGCGCCCGGACUCGUCGAUGAUCGUGCCCGUCGCGCUGGGCGUGGCGACGUUCGCGAUGGCGGAAACGCGGAGCUGGACGAUGACGGCGGCGGAGAAGGCGCAGCAGGAUAGGGCGCGGACGCAGAGGAGGCUGCGCGCGGCGGAGGGGAAGGUGGAGUUCAAUAUUGCGGAGAGCAUGAAGAGUGCGAUACGGCUGGUUGCGCUACCGCGUAUCAUUGUGACGAGCUUCGCGCCUGCGGGUUUGGGCAUUGUUUGGCUUACGAACUCAGUGUUCGGUCUGAUACAGAACGUUUGCUUUGACAUUAUCUCAAGGCGAAACCGGCCUGCUGAAGUCGAAGGCGCGCCGAAGUUGCAAACACCUUCGGCUCCGCCAUCACCGCCGGAGACACCUCUGGUUGCCCACAUUCGCAAGGUCUCGCAAGCCUCAUCCAAGCUAGCAGCAGACGUGCCGCCACCUACAACUACUCCGUCGACAUCGACCACACCUCCAGCCAAGCAACGGAAGUCGAGCAAGCACCGCCACGCACGACCAUAG